AUGCGAGGAUGCAGUUCAACACCUACUGCCUCUAUUUCUUCUAAUAAGCCUGCACCUCGACCUCCACCUAAUGCAAGUUCAGAUGGAGGUGCAAAUUCAGCUGGAGGUGCAAGUGCUGCUGGAGAUGCUAGUGCAGAUGGAGAUGCAACUGAAGUUGGCAUAAAAGUUACAAAAACACAUAACAAUAAGAGUAAAACCCCUGAAGAUGCAACUGAAGAUGACACAGAAGUGACAGAACCAAAGGGAAAGAAACGUUCUGAUGUGUGGAACAACUUUGAUAUGGAACCCAAGCCUUCGAAAUAUGCAAAAUGUCGCCACUGUAAGACAAAGAUUGCAUCUCAGGGUGCCAAGUAUGGGACAGGUGGUAUGAAUAAUCAUUUGAAGAUAUGUAAGCAGAAGCCCAAGGAGGAAAAAGGACAACAAACUCUUGAUUUUCAACCGGCUAGGCUAGGAGAAGAAGGAAAAUUGGUUGCGGUAACUUUUAAUCAAGAUGCAUGUACACAUGCAGUGAUUUUAUUUGUGAUUUUAGAUGAGCAGCCGUUUAGAGUGGUUGAAGGAGAAGGGUUCAAGGAACUUUGUAGGGUACUUGAAUCCAGAUUCAAGAUCCCUUCUCGUAUGACCAUUUCGCGGGGUGUAUUAAAUUUGUAUGAAGCUGAAAAGGAGAAGAUGAAGAACUACUUCAAGGCAAACAAUGUCAUUCAGGUGAGGGAGGAUGGUCAUUUAAAGGAGCAAGUGAUUAGUUCAAAUGGUGUACUGAAUACUAAGUUUAUGCAAGUUAGAUAUGCUGCUCGUGUGCUUGCACUUGUUAUGAAUGCUGGCUUGGGAGAGUAUCACAUGGCUAUUAAGAGAGUAAGGGCAGUGGUGAAGCAUGUGAUGAGUUCUCCUGCUAGGUUGAGUAAGUUUAUGGAUUGUGCUAAACAAGAAAAGAUAGAUUGCAGAAAAGGUUUAGUUUUAGAUGUGGAUACAAGAUGGAAUUCCACUUACAUGAUGUUGGAAGCUGCUUGUAGAUAUCAGAAAUCUUUUGAAAGGCUAGCACGGGAAGAUAAGGCUUUCAAAAAGAAGUUUUGUUUCAACGAAAGAUCCAUCCCUCCUGUAUUUUUAGGUUCUCUUGCAACUUCUAAGUUCAUCCGCAUUGACAUAGAUGAUGAAGAAGAAGAAGAUUCAACUUUGUUAUCGUGA
Messenger RNA from Papaver somniferum (opium poppy), 1179 nucleotides. Its product is annotated as zinc finger BED domain-containing protein RICESLEEPER 2-like. The transcript has 3 exons. NCBI's taxonomy places the organism in Eukaryota, Viridiplantae, Streptophyta, Magnoliopsida, Ranunculales, Papaveraceae. The coding region runs from base 1 to 1179 and encodes 392 amino acids. Gene Ontology annotation, molecular function: DNA binding. The record is from RefSeq and is a predicted model, not a curated record.